Molecule: messenger RNA, 1050 nt
Organism: Enhydra lutris kenyoni (northern sea otter)
Lineage: Eukaryota; Metazoa; Chordata; Mammalia; Carnivora; Mustelidae
Product: KH RNA binding domain containing, signal transduction associated 2
Exons: 9
Coding region: 1-1050 (349 amino acids)
Biological process (GO): regulation of alternative mRNA splicing, via spliceosome
Cellular component (GO): nucleus
Molecular function (GO): poly(A) binding; mRNA binding
Source: RefSeq, a predicted model, not a curated record
AUGGAAGAGGAGAAAUAUUUGCCUGAGCUGAUGGCAGAGAAAGAUAGCCUGGAUCCAUCUUUUGUGCAUGCAUCGCGCCUUUUGGCGGAAGAAAUUGAAAAAUUUCAAGGUUCUGAUGGAAAAAAGGAAGAUGAAGAAAAGAAAUAUCUUGAUGUCAUCAGCAACAAAAACAUAAAGCUCUCAGAAAGAGUAUUGAUUCCUGUCAAGCAAUAUCCAAAGUUCAAUUUUGUGGGGAAAUUGCUGGGACCAAGAGGAAACUCCUUGAAGAGACUACAGGAAGAAACAGGUGCUAAAAUGUCUAUCCUGGGCAAAGGAUCAAUGAGAGAUAAAGCAAAGGAAGAAGAAUUAAGGAAGAGUGGGGAAGCCAAAUAUGCCCACUUGAGUGAUGAACUUCAUGUAUUAAUUGAAGUGUUUGCUCCACCUGGGGAAGCUUAUUCACGAAUGAGUCAUGCAUUGGAAGAGAUUAAAAAAUUCCUGGUUCCUGACUACAAUGAUGAGAUUCGUCAGGAACAGCUACGUGAAUUAUCUUACUUAAAUGGCUCAGAGGACUCUGGUCGUGGCAGAGGCAUUAGAGGCAGAGGGAUCAGAAUAGCUCCCACAACCCCUUCAAGGGGCCGUGGGGGUGCCAUUCCUCCCCCCCCACCACCUGGACGAGGUGUACUCACCCCUCGAGGGACUACUGUGACUCGUGGAGCUCUUCCAGUGCCCCCGGUAGCAAGAGGUGUCCCAACCCCACGAGCCCGGGGGGCACCGACAGUGCCAGGAUAUAGGGCACCCCCUCCUCUAGCCCAUGAAGCUUAUGAAGAAUAUGGGUAUGAUGAUGGCUACGGGGGUGAAUAUGAUGACCAGACCUAUGAGACUUACGAUAACAGCUAUGCCACCCAAACGCAAAGUGUCCCUGAAUACUAUGACUACGGUCAUGGAGUAAGUGAGGAUGCCUAUGACAGCUACGCACCAGAAGAAUGGGCCACAACCCGCUCCAGCCUGAAGGCACCACCACCAAGGUCAGCCAGAGGGGGAUACAGGGAGCACCCCUAUGGUAGAUAUUGA